AUGGGUUCAUUGAAAUCGUUUAUCAAAGCGGUCAGAAAGUCCAAGACGAUUGCCGAUGAACGGGCGGUGGUUAUGAAGGAAUCGGCAUCUAUUAGAACAUCAUUUAGAGAUGCUAAAUUAGAUCAGACUACCAGAAGAAUCAAUAUUUCCAAGUUAUUAUACUUAUACAUUAUGGGUGAAAAGACACAUUUUGGACAGGUUGAAUGUAUUAAAUUACUAGCAUCGCCACGUUUUGCUGAUAAAAGGUUGGGAUAUAUGGCUACCAUGUUGUUACUAGAUGAGAACCAAGAAGUUUUAACAUUGUUGACUAACUCGUUGGAUAACGACAUGCAACACCCUAAUGCAUUCAUUGUGGGAUUAGCCUUAUGCUGUUUAGGUAAUAUCGCUUCUCCGGAAUUAGCACGAGAUUUGUACACUAAUGUUGACAAGAUUAUCACGACUAAUAACCUUUAUUUGAAGAAGAAGGCUUGCAUUGUGGCAGCAAAAUUAAUUGAAAAGGACCCAGAUUUAUCUGAAAUAUUCAUGCCUAAAGUUCCGCAAUUGAUAUCUGAUAAGCUGCCGGGAGUCUUAUUGGGUGCAUUAAGGUUGAUUCAAGCAUUAUAUUUUGCAAGUCCUGAACACAGAGAAAACUUGAUUAAAACUAUACCAAAAAUCGUUGGGCAUUUGAAGAGAGUAGCGAGCAGUGGCUAUAUCCCUGACUAUGAUGUUUUAGGGAUUCUGGAUCCUUUCCUUCAGGUUUCUUUACUAACAACGAUAAGAAUUUUAGCGGUAGAUGAAAACUGCCCUCCUAAAUAUUUAGAAGAAAUUAAUGAUAUUUUAACACAAGUUGCGUCCAAUAUCGAAAGUGGUAAAAAUGCAGCUCAUGCAAUUUUGUAUGAGUGUGUAAAGACAAUUUUUGCUAUCCAAUCCGACCAGUCUUUGAAGAUUUUAGGUGUGAACUUAUUGGGAAAAUUUUUGUCUACCAAGGACAACAAUACAAGAUAUGUUGCUCUCGAUACAUUAUUGACGGUCAUUAAUAUCGAACCAUUGGCGGUACAAAGGCACAGGACUACCAUCGUUAAUUGUUUAUCUGAUGGCGAUAUUUCGAUUAGAAGAAGAGCUUUGGAAUUAUCAUUUGCUAUAUUGAACGAACAAAAUAUCCGGGUGUUAGUAAGAGAAAUAUUGUUAUUCUUAGAGAAUUGUCGAGACAAUGAAUUGAAACCGUAUAUUUCUUCCCAGUUGACGACAGCGGCUAAUAAGUUUGCUCCAAAUGAAAAGUGGCAUUUUGAUACUUUGAUAAGGAUGCUUAAACUUUCUGGUAAUUUUAUCACCCCAGACAUUAUUUCAAACAUUUUAGCAUUGAUUAUGCAAUGCAAUGAUUUGGAAUUGAAGAAGCAUGUAGUCGGCAGAUUAUUAUCGUUAUGUUUAGAAGACUCAACGCAAUAUGGUUUAUCAUUAAUAACUGUUUGGUGUUUAGGGGAAUAUGUUGAUCUAAUUUUGGAUGGUAAUGUUGAAGUCAACGGUAAACAAGUACCAGUUACCGAUAAAUUAAUUUUGAAACUAAUCGAUGAGUUGAUUAACAACUCGACAUACUCUGAUCAAGAAACCGUUCACUUGGUUACAUAUAUAUUAACGGCUAUAAUAAAGUUAUCAAUCAAAUUCAAAAACCCAGACUCUAUUGAGAAAUUGAGAUUAAUUUUGAAUUCAAGAGCAUAUGAUAAUAACUUGGAAAUCCAAAUUAGAGCAGCAGAGUACCAAGAAAUAUUUGCUCAGGAUACACAAUUGAAGAAGGGAUUAUUGGCAAGAAUGCCAGCUCCAAAAAUUAAAGCGAGAGAAUCCUUAUCGUUGCAGAAUACCAAUACCCAUAGAACUAAACCUGCUGGUCAUAGUCAUAAUGAUGCAGGUGUUCCUUCGUCAACUAAUGAUUUGUUAGAUCUUUUGGAUGAUAAUAAUGACGCUUCAAAUGUUUCCAACAAUCAUCAACCUAUAAGUAACAACGAUUUAUUAUCAGACUUGUUUGCAGGACCCAGUAAUCCAACACAAUCACAAGCGUCAUCUCAUGCGAAGUCUUCUAAUAAUGGAAGUAUACUAGAUUUGUUUGACUCACCAUCAGCGGCUCAAUCACCUGUUCAGUCCAACUUUGAAUUAGCACAAUCAUCCGCACAACUUAUUAAUGCAUUCUCUAAUUCAAAUAUUGCGAUUUCUUUCUUACCUAAGUCGUUUCCACAGAAUGGCCAGGCAACGAUGGAAGCACAUAUAAAAUCGAAUUCCCCAAGUUCUUCGAUUGAGCAAUUCCAGCUUUUAAUUGCCGUCCCUAAGACUCAAAAGUUAUCAAUAUCAUCAACUUCCGGAGGAGAUACUUUGGUAAAUGGCUCCGACAUAAAGCAGGUAUUGAAGAUUGUUGGUAAACAAGGAUCGAAGGUAAAAUUAAGAGUAAAAGCUAAAUACAUUUUAAACGGUGAAACAGUUGAAGAUUUGUUCGACUUUGCUGGGUUCAGUCUGACAUUAUGA
Messenger RNA from Debaryomyces hansenii CBS767, 2490 nucleotides. It is a transcript of the gene APL4, whose product is annotated as Apl4p. Gene Ontology annotation, biological process: intracellular protein transport; Golgi to vacuole transport; receptor-mediated endocytosis. NCBI's taxonomy places the organism in Eukaryota, Fungi, Ascomycota, Pichiomycetes, Serinales, Debaryomycetaceae. Gene Ontology annotation, molecular function: clathrin-cargo adaptor activity. The record is from RefSeq and is a predicted model, not a curated record. The coding region runs from base 1 to 2490 and encodes 829 amino acids. The transcript has a single exon. Gene Ontology annotation, cellular component: Golgi apparatus; AP-1 adaptor complex; membrane coat.